Hypomesus transpacificus is the source of this 1042-nucleotide messenger RNA. Its product is annotated as zona pellucida sperm-binding protein 3-like. NCBI's taxonomy places the organism in Eukaryota, Metazoa, Chordata, Actinopteri, Osmeriformes, Osmeridae. Gene Ontology annotation, cellular component: extracellular matrix. Gene Ontology annotation, molecular function: acrosin binding. The record is from RefSeq and is a predicted model, not a curated record. Gene Ontology annotation, biological process: egg coat formation; binding of sperm to zona pellucida; positive regulation of acrosome reaction.
GGUAGCUUUUCUUAAGCAGGGUGUUAUCAUUUUUGUUGUUAUAGCAACGUUUGCUAACGCAGAUAUCAAUGUAGACUGUGGUAAAGAAUAUGUCACAGUUAAAUGGAGGGUCCAUCCAGAUCUUGUGCCAAAUGUAGCACGUCUAUUCCUUGGAAAUUGCCUUCAUCCCAAUUUAUUACCAUGCCUACUGGAGGUGAGGCCAUCUUUAUAUACAGCCUAAGUGACUGCAAGUUCAAAAGAUUGCUAACUGGAAAUCGUAUCAUCUAUACAAACCAGUUGACAUACAGGCCUUAUGGAAAGCCUGAGCCUGCUGUAUUCACAUACCCAAUUAAGUGUGUUUAUAAUGGAUCAGAAGAGUUGGCCCCCCGCUUCUUACAACCUACUUAUGGUAGUGUGAAAGGUAAUGGAGAACUGGACUUUCACAUGGGCCUUUUGAAUGAAGACCUAACGGCAAUGGCUAGGACUAAUGUCAUCGUUCGUGGCUCCUUCAUCCCCAUUUGGGCAGCUGUGGAGCAGGGUGACCAUCAGCCCUUGCUGCUGCUCAUGGAUGAGUGUGUGGCUGCCUUGACAGCAGAGCUGCAGCCCGAGACCCAAGUGUACCCCAUCGUCACCAACCAUGGUUGUCUUGUAGAUAGCAAAGCUGAAAGAUCUAAGUUCCUUCCCCGAUACCAUUCUUCUGCCAUCGUGCUCUAUCUGAAUUCAUUCAAAUUUGAUAUGGGACAAGAAGUUUAUAUUCACUGCAAUCUUGUUGCAUGGGAUCCAGAUGAGCUUAAUGAAAGCAGGAAGGCCUGCCAUUACGUAGAGAAGAACCAACAAUGGGAGCUCCUAGAUGACAUACUGCAAAGUUCUCUUUGCAACUGUUGUGACUCGAAGUGUAAUUCUCGGCUAAAAAGAAGUGUUCCAUCAGAACCUCAAGGCCUGGUACAAAACUCUGUGAUUGGGCCGCUCAUCAUUGUGUAGAACUGAGGCCCACCCCAAAUCACAACACCAAUGUAGAGUACCAUUAGCUUGACUGAAUUGAAUAACUAGGCAACACACUUGU